Molecule: messenger RNA, 467 nt
Organism: Musca vetustissima
Lineage: Eukaryota; Metazoa; Arthropoda; Insecta; Diptera; Muscidae
Product: transmembrane protein 216-like
Exons: 2
Coding region: 7-417 (136 amino acids)
Biological process (GO): non-motile cilium assembly
Cellular component (GO): ciliary transition zone
Source: RefSeq, a predicted model, not a curated record
CAAAAAAUGGAAGCCAGUCUCAUGUAUGAAAUCCUCAUGUAUUUGAAUUCGUUCUAUUUCGGUCUGUAUGCUGCAUUCAAGGUGUGUGUCAGUACCCUGAAAUUUAUUCUAUUAACGUAUCCCGAGAAUGCCGUAAUGAGAGAAGGUAUUUUAUUGCUGUCCAUGUGUGUGUUGGAGACGGUGCGUAUCAUAUUGGGCCGUCGUAGUAGUUUAAGUGCUCGUGCAUGGCAGGCGAUAGCAUCUGUAGUAUUAACACUGCCCAGCCUCGUUCUUGUUAUAUAUUUAUGUUUUUUCCAAACGGCUGUUCUCAAACUUGAAGUAAUCAUGAGUGCCUUAAUGAUAGCCCUACACGUAGCUGAAAUUGUGUACGCCAGCAUGUUCAUUUGUACGAUGUGUCGACCGGUGACCUAUACCUAGCAGUUGAUGUUGGCUGUCCCGAUGGCAAUGACGACACCGACACUAUGUGG